AUGUUAGGAAAUCAGCAAAUGACAGCAGAUAGUAGGAAAAAAGCACUGGGAAGUUCAGAAAGACAGGAAGACCAGGAGGAUAUACCAUCCUGGGGACAUUGGCAUCAGCUGAAGGAAGAAGUAAAGGCAUUAAAAAACCUCAGAAGAUUUAUUUAUACAUGUGGUGGAACUUUAAAAGGACUCAAUGGAACUAUAGAAAGUCCAGGCUUUCCGUAUGGAUAUCCAAACGGUGCAAACUGCACAUGGGUCAUAAUUGCAGAAGAAAGAAAUAGAAUACAGAUAGUAUUUCAGUCUUUUGCUCUAGAAGAAGAAUAUGACUAUUUAUCAUUAUAUGAUGGGCAUCCUCAACCAGCAAACUUCAGGACAAGGUUAACAGGAUUUCAUCUUCCUCCACCUGUGACCUCCACAAAAUCUGUAUUUUCAUUACGAUUAACCAGUGACUUUGCAGUGAGUGCUCAUGGAUUUAAAGUAUAUUAUGAAG
Protobothrops mucrosquamatus (brown spotted pit viper) is the source of this 481-nucleotide messenger RNA. Its product is annotated as CUB and sushi domain-containing protein 3-like. Lineage: Eukaryota; Metazoa; Chordata; Lepidosauria; Squamata; Viperidae. The transcript has 3 exons. The annotation marks the transcript as partial. The record is from RefSeq and is a predicted model, not a curated record.